Purpureocillium takamizusanense is the source of this 2028-nucleotide messenger RNA. RefSeq lists its product as uncharacterized. The coding region runs from base 666 to 1676 and encodes 336 amino acids. NCBI's taxonomy places the organism in Eukaryota, Fungi, Ascomycota, Sordariomycetes, Hypocreales, Ophiocordycipitaceae. The record is from RefSeq and is a predicted model, not a curated record. The transcript has 2 exons. Gene Ontology annotation, molecular function: glutamate-cysteine ligase catalytic subunit binding; enzyme regulator activity. Gene Ontology annotation, biological process: glutathione biosynthetic process. Gene Ontology annotation, cellular component: glutamate-cysteine ligase complex.
CAACCGGCUGUCUCAUUGAAAAGCGGCGGCGCUCCCGGAUGUCGCCAUCCCUUCCUUGGGUCGCAAGAGAGAGAAAAAAAGGUGGCCCUCUUCCACUCACCAACGGUCGGUUCAUCAAUAUAUACUAUAUUGUCUGCUACCGCGGCCUGUCGCCCUCCAUAUUCAGCACAUCGCUCGGAUCGUCGGCCUGUCGUCGCGCUCAUCGCCCGUACCCCUCGGCAUCUCAAAACGGGCCGUCGCACCUGCAAGUGCUGGUAAUCCGGCAAUCCGCCCGCGGUUUUCGGCGUUUCCAGCGUCGCCAUUACUAAUACGCCGGCCCGCUUCACUGCGCGACAAAAAGGCGCGCUGAAAUAGACGGGACGGGACCUCUGACAGGCGCCCUUCCCCAGUCUGCCGGGCGUCAAGAUCCGGCCCGGUCUUCAAGCAAGCACGCACCCGGGUACUAAGUUAGUGGACUGUGUGGCUUUCCCCAAGAUUUGGCACUAAAAAGUCGGAGCAUCGCGCGGCCGGCUUUCUCGACUCGCCCACGGUCGCCAUCCAAUCUACACCAACUCGACUCUAUCGUCACCUCUACUCGACGAGAAACCAGAAGAAAAAUCCAAAGGGAGUGUUUCUCCGCCUACGUCAGCACGCGCCGACUCAGCUCGGUUUCAGCGGCCCCCGCCAUGACGAGACUCAUCCUAUCCACGGGCAAUGUCAUGUCCGCCGGCCCAUCCAUCAUUCGCAAGUCCGGCAGCGCAACCCGUUCCAAUCUCGAGCUCGUCAACUCGCUGCGCGAGCAUUUUGUCGCCGCCCGCUACGACUACGCCGUCCAGGCGAACAACACCAACGGCAAUGGGCUGACCAACGGCGGCCACGAGAACGGCAAUGGCCUCUCCAACGGCCACAGCAACGGCAACGGCCAUGGUGGCAGGCGCUCAGCUUCGCCGCCACAAACGCCCGUCGAUGUAUGGACCGAGCGAGACGGCAAGGCGCUUUUCAUUCCUCGCAUCAACUGGCAGGCGGCCGGCCUGCACGAGGAAGCCGGCGAUUAUGAGAUCACAGUAAAGCUGUUCCUCCUCCCCGACACGCCCGUCGCCAAGCGGGAACAAUACAUCCACGAGGCGCUCGCCCUCGUCAGCAAGGAGCUCGGUGUCCACACCAUCGACCUGCUUGUCGUGUCCUUCCCGGGAAUGUCCUUUGAGGGUAACUGCGAGUGGGAGGCCGACAAGAUCAACGCUCAGCAGGGCAAUCUCGAGGAAGAGCUGGCGACGUGGACAGUCGUCGAGGAGCUGCAUCGCAAGGGCGUCGCCAAGCGGCUUGGUGUCGCCGAGUUCGGCAGCGAGAAGUUGGCUGCCUUCAUCAAGCGGACCACUGUCGCACCCGUCGUCGAUCAGAUCAACCUGCGCGACUGCUGCAGUGUCCCUCCGCCACUGAAGAAGCUGGCCGAGGAGAAGGGUGUCGAGCUCAACGUGCACAUUGACUGUACGGAUAUCCUGCCUCGUGGUACCCUGCGGGAGCUCCUGAGUCACGGCCCGCAGGGCGCAGGCGUGCUCGCCGACGCAGCCGACAGCGGCCCGGGACUGCAAGGCGAGAUCGUUCCGGAGUGGGUGGUCCGGUACAUGGCGUUUGUACGAGACCGAGGCGUCAUUGAGAACAAGGGGUACUUUGCUGGUGCCGAGCUGCUUCAAGCAUAGACGGGACGUUACGAUGCAGGCAGACCUCAUGUGAUGGAGGUAGUUGGAUACCACGAUGGGCGGCAGCACUGGGGCAACUCAGCCGCAUGCUGAUUUGACGGCUUUUGGUUGAUUUGGGAUAGCGAGCAUCAUGACCCGGCGGGCUACUUUCAUCGUUGCGCAAGUAAUACAGGCGACAAGGGAUUAUAGCAGUAUGAGACGGGUUUCAUUAUUGUCAUUUUUUUUAUUGCUGUUUCUCUUUCCGUUAUCCGACCAUGCUUCGUUUCCUUCCUCUCAUCCUCACGUCCUCGAGCUUCUUGAGUACCACUGGAGCUUGCUUAAAAGACUCUCUGUACUCUUCCAAGACCUCCUU